AUGAUUAAGGGAAGAACAUCAUCAUUAGCAAAAAGACUAAAGAAAAUUGCCGAAUUUGUUUUCGUGGAUGCACCUCAUGAGUUGUCAUUCAUUUAUCAAACAACUUUGGCCAAAGGUGCGAUUUGUGAAUCAUCUCCAAUGCUGUCUAGUCCACCUCCACCUUUGGAGAAUUGCAAGAAUAAAUUUGCAUGGUUAGUAGCUCCCAAUUCUGAUGGAAGUACUGAUGUCAAUUGGAAGGUAGCAGAAGGCCCAUUCGAUCCACUUCAAUACCAGCAACAAACUGAAGGAUAUGAUACUUCCCUGUCACACUUGAAGAACGUUUUUUCCCAACAAGGGUCAUUUGACGGUAUCUUGGGAUUUUCACAGGGAGCGGCGAUGGCGGCUUUAAUCUCUGCGCAACAAGAACAACUAAAAGGUGAAAUGGACUUCAAAUUUGUAAUAAUAUGCUCAGGCUUUUCUCUCAAUGUAAAGGAGAUGGAACGCGGCAUCAUCAAGUGCCCUUCUCUUCAUAUUUUCGGCAAUGAACAUGGUAAGGACAGGCAGAUAGCCAACCAAGCAAGCAAGGAACUUACUUCAUUGUAUGACGAUGGUUGUUCUGUGAUAAUUGAACAUGAUUGUGGUCACAUAAUUCCUACUCGAUCGCCAUAUAUUGAUGAGAUAAAGGGUUUCCUUGGACGUUUUCUGUAAGAGGUUAUCGAGUAAAAUCUCUAGUUUUUGAUACAAGUGAAACCUUGCAACUUUGCUUUAUUGUAUUAUCUGUGUUCUGUAUACCAUUUUUGCUCCAUGAUGAUGCAAUUGGCUU
Messenger RNA from Arachis ipaensis, 802 nucleotides. Its product is annotated as rhodanese-like domain-containing protein 6. The record is from RefSeq and is a predicted model, not a curated record. Lineage: Eukaryota; Viridiplantae; Streptophyta; Magnoliopsida; Fabales; Fabaceae.